Monopterus albus (swamp eel) is the source of this 2328-nucleotide messenger RNA. Its product is annotated as beta-1,4-galactosyltransferase 2-like. Gene Ontology annotation, cellular component: Golgi apparatus. Gene Ontology annotation, molecular function: beta-N-acetylglucosaminylglycopeptide beta-1,4-galactosyltransferase activity; cytoskeletal protein binding. The record is from RefSeq and is a predicted model, not a curated record. Gene Ontology annotation, biological process: protein N-linked glycosylation; carbohydrate metabolic process. The transcript is spliced from 2 exons. The coding region runs from base 89 to 1153 and encodes 354 amino acids. NCBI's taxonomy places the organism in Eukaryota, Metazoa, Chordata, Actinopteri, Synbranchiformes, Synbranchidae.
CAUUCCUCUUCCAUGGGAAGAUAAAUGCAGGUAACAGAGCCACUGAGAGCUGCUACGCCAACGGCAUUAAUCUUUAGCCACUGCCAAAAUGAGAAAAAAAUCCCUUAAAACUCUGGUAUUUUUAGUUUUUCUCAGUCUGGCGUUUUAUACUGUGCUUUUUUUUUAUAAGAAAAAAAGCACUGCAACUUUUUCCUCUAAGAAAUCUUAUGGGACAGACAAAGCAUUUAUUUGGGCAAUCAAAGAAACUGUUCAGGUACAGCAGGCAAAGAAGCCCGAAGCCCUAGAAGCCAGCCAGGAGAAGAUAGAGAUACCAGCCCCUGCAAAACAAAUUUUGGAACGCUGCCCUGACACACCUCCCGAUCUUGUGGGUCCCCUUUAUGUGGAGUUUACUGUUGAACGGACUUUGGAUGAGGUGAGAAAGGAAAUGAAUUUUCUUAAGGAGGGAGGACGGUACAAGCCACCAGACUGUAUCGCCCAGCAAAAGGUGGCACUCAUCAUUCCUUUCCGAAAUCGUUAUGACCACCUGAGGCACUGGCUGUAUUACCUGCAUCCUAUACUAAAGCGACAGCAGGUGGACUACACUGUGUAUAUCAUCAACCAGGAUGGAGAGGGCGUGUUCAACAGGGCUAAACUGAUGAAUGUUGGCUAUGCUGAAGCAAUGAAGCAAUAUGAUUAUGACUGCUUUGUCUUCUCUGACAUAGAUUUGAUCCCCUUAGAUGAUCGGAAUCUCUAUAGAUGUUUUGAAAGUCCCCGUCACUUGGCUGUUGCUAUGGACAAAUUUAAUUUCAACAUGCCUUAUGAUACCUUCUUUGGUGGAGUUUCCUCCUUAUCCAGAGACCAGUACUUGAAGAUUAAUGGCUUCCCAAACACUUACUGGGGCUGGGGUGGUGAGGAUGAUGAUAUCCACGAGCGAAUUAAAUCACGUGGAAUGACCAUUUCUCGGCCUGAUUUGGCGACAGGAAAAUACAAGAUGAUCAGGCAUCAAAGAGACUUGCACAAUGAGGCAAAUCCCAACAACCCUUUCAAACUUCGUCUGGCUAGCUUGAACAUGAAUGCGGAUGGGAUUAAUUCCCUCAGAUACACAGUCAAGGCUAUUGUGAAAGAUGUACUGUACACCUUUAUCACUGUGGAUAUUGAGGCUCCACAAAGCUGAAUGAGAAUGAAAUCUGCAGAUCCUGGACUGGUGGCGAUGAUCAUUUCAGUGGUGUUUCAGUCACAGGGUUCUGAUAAAAACAGUGUCACACUCAACCUCAUCUGUCUCAAGUGGUUUUUUGUUGUUACAAUCACUGAGUGGUCCAUAUUUCUUGGUGUAGGGCUACGUAUGUGAACCUAUGGAUGUGCGUGUGUGUCUGUUCAAGUGAAUAAAAAAUAUAUUUGAGCUAAAGUUCAGCGAAUGUAAGACAUUCUGUAUUUAUAGCUAAUUUUUUAAUGUAUAAAAUGUGUAAGCACAAUUCACUCUAAAGGUUUAGUCCAUGAUUCUAGUGACAGACUGUUAUUUAUAUUUGCAUCAAGAGGACUUUACAGCUCCCUUCAGUUAGAGUUGCAGAACCACACCAGUCAGAAUUCAUGUAUACACUUUACCACAGCAACAAUAUAAUGACAGGUUCUAUAGCAUGGAUGUAUUAGGAGGGGCUACAAGAUAGCCCCCAUUACUCCCACUGAAAUUUGAUUUCCUGGCACAUAUGGCAAAAAUAAAUUAAAUUAAAUUUUGAAAAAAAUCAAAUUUGAGCUUGCUUCCAUGUUGUGCAAUGCAGUGUGUAUUCUCCACAGCCCCUGUCUGCACACUUCCACUUUGCCCACGCUGGGAUUACAUCAUGAAAAUAAAACUCUUUUCUAGGCUCUGGGAAGGUUUUACAAAUAAAAAUCCUCCAUGGAUUAAAAAUGUAUAACAGUGGAAACUUCAGUGACUGUUCUACAACCUUAUUGCAUGUUUAUGAAAGGUUAUUUUAAUCCAAACCAUGAUUGUUUUCUAACCAAACACAGUAGUUUUGGUCCUACACCUGUAAAAUCAUAAACUUGUGUUUAUAAUUGUUACCAUGAUGAGGAAGGUCUGGAAAGUGCGCCAGUGGAAGGGUCCUAUGGGCCGUGUUCUAAAGCAGCCAAAUGAUGUACUGUAUAUUGUUGUUUUGGUUGAAGGACUUGUUUUUCUAAAUAUUUUGGUGAGAAAUACCCAGUAUUCAGUUCUUCUCCCCCAGAACCCCAAAGAACUGAAACAACAUGUUGAGUACCAUUUUUAAAAUCUCCAGAUUGUCUUACUGUGUGGCUCAGCAACCAAACAGGACAAGUACAGACUUCAGUGGACAGUCAGAACUGCAGAAAAGGUCAUUG